AUGCUGCUCUACAGGAUUAUGCUGUUCUUUGUUCCCUGUGCUGGGAAAACUGUCUGGCUGCACCUCCAAGCCUGGCCAGACCCCGUGUUCGAGGGAGACGCCCUGACGCAGUGCCAGGGGUGGAGGAACACAGACGUGUCCCAGGUGGAGUUCUACAGAGACAGAAAGGCGCUCGGUGCCCCCAGGGAUGCACAGGUCCUGCCCAUGGGCACGGCAGCCCUGGAGAGCAGCGGCCAGUACAGCUGCAGUGGGAGGAUGGCCCACAUCCCACACCUAGGCACCCAGAGGUCAGAGGUGACCACGGUUCAAGUCCAAGAGCUGUUCCGGCCUCCAGAGCUGCAUGCUGUCCCCUCUCCCGAGACCCGUGAGGGGGCCCCGCUGACCCUGAGAUGCCAGACGGAGAUGCACCCCCAGAAGUCAGCCUCCAGGCUCCUCUUCUCCUUCCUCAAGGACGGCCGCACCUUGCAGGACAGGGACCCCCAGCCAGAGCUCCACCUCCCAAAAGCCCGGGAGGGAGACUCUGGGCUUUACUGGUGCCAGGCCACCCCCGAGGGCAGCAGCAUCCGGAAACAGAGCCCCUGGCUGGAGGUCAGGGUGCUGGCCCCUGUGUCCCAGCCUCUGCUCACCCUGAGCCCCGGGCCCACUGGCCUGGCCGUGGGGGACGUGGUACAGCUCUUCUGUGUGGCCCUCAAGGGCUCCCCUCCCAUCCUGUACUCAUUCUACCUGGACGGGAAGAUGCUGGGGAGCCCCCAGGCUCCGCGUGGUAGGACCGCCUCCUUCUCCUUCACCGCGAUGUCAGCGCGGGACGCCGGGAGCUACUCCUGCCAGGCCCAGAACAACGUCUCCAAAGAGACCAGUGAGCCCAAGAUGCUCUCCCUGGACGGGCCGCCUCCGACCCAGGAUCCGCCCCCAGCCCCAGCCGGAGAGCAGCACGCGGUGUAUGGCAACGUCACUUGGCAGGAUGAGGAUGAAGAAGCUUAUACGUAUCCUUCAGACCUUGCAGUGCUAAGGGAGCCUGAGGCCCGGCCUGCUGAGCCAGCCUCGAGGACCUGGGGCACGUCUGUCAUCUACACCGAGGUGAGAUGCUCCCACUUGCUGACGUUCCAGGCACGAGGCCCAAGACAAGAAGCAGGACCCACGAAGCCCACCCUGGGAACUUCGAGGAAGCCCUGUACUACUGAUGGCACCACCCCAGCACCACCCACCGCGGCCUCCAGCGCUCCCCAGGGGGCCAGCGGGGACCCCAGCCCCUCUGCAAGUCCCCGACCCCUGAGCCCAGCAGCAAGGGAGGAGCCCGGCGUCCUGGUGGGGUCCCCAGGAGGCUCGAGGAACCCCUCGGUGAACCCCGGGAGCAAGAACAGGAACACCAGCCAGGUGUUUCUGAGUGUGACGAAGCACCAGACCCCAUCCCGAAUCAACCCCUACACGUGUCGCUCCCGCCACCCCGACUGUAAUCAGAGGGUCACGUGUCCCAUCUCCUCGCCCCACUGCAGGGCUGUGCCCUUCACCUCGGUGUUCCGGGCCCCUGGCAGGAGGGACCAUCCCAGCAGCUGCCACCCAGGCUUUCCCGCCUCUCCUUUCUCUGCCCACCUGCCCUUCCACCGGCCGGUCACCCUCUGCUCACCCCGGGCCACAACCCGCCUCUGA
Nyctereutes procyonoides (raccoon dog) is the source of this 1647-nucleotide messenger RNA. It is a transcript of the gene FCRL6, whose product is annotated as Fc receptor like 6. Gene Ontology annotation, biological process: cell surface receptor signaling pathway. The record is from RefSeq and is a predicted model, not a curated record. Gene Ontology annotation, molecular function: transmembrane signaling receptor activity. Lineage: Eukaryota; Metazoa; Chordata; Mammalia; Carnivora; Canidae.